AUGGCGGCCCCAUCAGGCUUGCAUGCGCAUCUUCAUCACGGUGCGACCGAUGCGGGACCCAGGCUAGUCAACCGGCUACGUGACAGCCGGUCACCGUAUGUUCGAGCCCACAUGAAUAACCCAGUCGCCUGGCAACUGUGGGACGCAGAAGCGAUCAACCUCGCCAGGCGCUAUAACCGACUGGUGUUUCUCAGCAUCGGUUACUCGGCUUGUCACUGGUGCCAUGUCAUGGAAAAGGAAUCCUUCAUGUCCCCGGAAGUGGCUUCCAUCUUGAAUGAAUCUUUCAUCCCAAUCAAGGUGGACCGCGAGGAGCGACCGGAUAUUGACGAUAUCUACAUGAACUAUGUGCAAGCCACCACUGGCUCUGGUGGUUGGCCGUUGAACGUAUUCUUGACACCGGAUCUAGAACCGGUCUUUGGUGGUACCUACUGGCCGGGACCCAAUUCAACGACGCUACUAGGUAAUGAGACUAUCAGCUUUGUAGAUAUUCUGGAAAAGCUACGGGAUGUUUGGCAGACCCAACAGCAACGGUGUCUUGAUAGUGCGAAGGAGAUCACAAAGCAACUCAGGGAAUUCGCCGAAGAAGGAACACAUUCGUACCAAGGAGACAAGGAAGCGGAUGAGGAUCUGGACAUUGAACUUCUGGAAGAGGCUUAUCAACACUUUGUGUCUCGCUAUGACUCUGUACAUGGAGGGUUUUCUAGCACACCCAAGUUCCCAACCCCCGCCAACCUCAGCUUUCUGCUCCGGCUUGGGGCGUACCCAAAUGCGGUAUCGGAUGUUGUUGGUCAAGAAGAAUGCGAAAAAGCGACUGCCAUGGCAGUGCAUACGCUCAUUAGUAUGGCACGUGGGGGGAUCCGUGAUCAUAUUGGACAUGGUUUCGCAAGAUACAGUGUCACUGCUGAUUGGAGCCUCCCACAUUUUGAAAAGAUGCUUUAUGAUCAGGCACAACUCCUGGAUGUAUAUGUGGAUGCAUUCAAGAUAACACACAACCCUGAGCUGCUGGGUGCCGUGUAUGAUUUAGCCACAUAUCUGACCACCGCUCCUAUUCAGUCAUCCACUGGCGCUUUUCACUCUUCGGAAGACGCGGAUAGCCUGCCGUCACCGAAUGACACGGAGAAACGCGAGGGGGCAUAUUAUGUCUGGACACUGAAGGAACUGACACAAGUGCUCGGCCAACGGGAUGCUGGGGUUUGUGCUCGUCACUGGGGUGUACAUCCUGACGGUAAUAUCUCCCCCGAGAACGAUCCACACGACGAAUUUAUGAACCAGAACGUGCUUUCUGUAAAGGUAACACCGAGCAAACUGGCAAGAGAAUUUGGGUUAGGGGAAGAAGAAGUGGUAAGAAUCAUUCGUUCGGCGAAGCAGAAACUGCGCGAGUAUCGGGAACGAACACGAGUCCGCCCUGAUCUGGAUGACAAGAUCAUUGUCGCCUGGAACGGACUAGCCAUUGGGGCACUCGCCAAAUGCAGUGCUCUGUUUGAGCACAUUGAAAGCUCCAAGGCAGUACAGUACAGGGAGGCAGCGGCAAAAGCAAUUAGCUUUAUCAAAAAUGACCUCUAUGAUAAACCAACCGGGCAACUGUGGCGUAUUUAUCGCGAUGGUGGCAGAGGUGAUACUCCAGGCUUUGCUGAUGACUACGCUUAUUUGAUCAGCGGCUUGUUGGAUAUGUAUGAAGCAACAUUUGAUGACAGCUAUCUGCAGUUCGCAGAGCAGCUUCAGAAAUAUUUGAACGAGAAUUUCCUUGCAUAUGUGGGAUCGACUCCGGCAGGUUACUACAGUACACCGUCCAACAUGACAUCAGACAUGCCGGGUCCUCUGCUUCGUUUAAAGACCGGAACCGAGUCGGCCACUCCAUCAGUUAACGGAGUCAUUGCACGCAACCUGUUGCGCCUUGCCAACCUGCUCGAGGAUGAAGAUUACCGGCUGCUCUGUCGCCAAACAUGUCAUUCUUUCGCAGUCGAGAUCCUGCAGCAUCCAUUCCUCUUCGUCGGACUGCUUGAUGCGAUUGCCGGACUGGAAGCUGGCUCGCGGAACUUCACAGGCGUUCUCUCUACGACACUUCUUCCCCAGACCGGGCCUGGACCGUCAGACCGUCUCAACAGCAAUUCCGACGAGCCAACAUCCGUGCGGGACCUCAUUGUGCAGAGACUCCGGGCAGAAGCCGGUCAGGCGAUAUCAACCUCAACGACCACCGUUUCCCUCAUUGACAUCCGCCCUUCGCACUUGGGCGACUUUGUAGGUAAUCAGUCAUUCUGGUUGCGGACUCGGAACAAGCUGUACAAAGAUUUGAAGCCGAGUGAGCCAGCGAAAAACUACAUACUUGUCUGUGAGGGGGGCAGUUGCAAGAUGGUGGAUGUAUGA
Messenger RNA from Aspergillus bombycis, 2364 nucleotides. Its product is annotated as thioredoxin domain-containing protein. Gene Ontology annotation, biological process: carbohydrate metabolic process. The coding region runs from base 1 to 2364 and encodes 787 amino acids. The transcript has 2 exons. NCBI's taxonomy places the organism in Eukaryota, Fungi, Ascomycota, Eurotiomycetes, Eurotiales, Aspergillaceae. The record is from RefSeq and is a predicted model, not a curated record.